Molecule: messenger RNA, 1701 nt
Organism: Leishmania braziliensis MHOM/BR/75/M2904
Lineage: Eukaryota; Euglenozoa; Kinetoplastea; Trypanosomatida; Trypanosomatidae
Exons: 1
Coding region: 1-1701 (566 amino acids)
Source: RefSeq, a predicted model, not a curated record
AUGCAUGCCUCUCCCCGCGCCAAUGCGUUCUCGAGCGCAAGUGUGCAGGCCGCCGCUCUGAAGGAGUGGAGGAAAAGCAGCUCAAAGCACAAGGAAGCAGCGAGCUCGCUGCGGCAAAAGGUGCGGCAACUCAAGAGUGACGCAGAAGCUUGUCGCCGUGCUGUCCAGUGGAUGCACGAGCGCGACGUUCUCAAUGCUAAACAGGAAACAUGCGAGGCGGCGCUGGUUGCGAUGGAGAAGGGUCUUGGUAAUGCAGUGUCAGACGCCGACAAUGAGUGCCACCACCGGGAACUUUCCGCGCUGAAGAUUUUCCUGUCCCAGCAGCUGACAGAGGUUGAUGCGCUGCUGUGCACAUCCACUGCACAAGAAUCUCAAAAUAGUUCUAGCUCAACUGCGGAGGAUCGGGUCGCUCACAUUCGCGAAUGGAUUGCGGCGGAGCUCACAAAGUGCGAGACGAACAUGGCGGCACUUGCUAAGCCUUCUGCGGACCUCGAGCACCAGCCGAACGCCGUUGCCGAGUGCCGUGCUGUUGCCCGACAAGCACAGCUGACAUUUGCGGCACUGUGCGACAGCUACCACCCAGCACACCAGCUGCGCGAUACCUUUGAGGCCGCGUUGAAGAACGUGGAGGAGGAGGUGUUGGCUCGUAUCAAGGACGCUAGCGUUUCCACAGCUAUCGCAACGCCGCCAGAUGUGCUUCAGACCGUGGAGCUCAUCGUGAGGAUGGGACAGCACGCACGACAGUUUGAUAUCUCAGCAGCCACCAUGGCGGCCUUGACAGAACGGGUAUCGGCGGUAUAUCCGGGCAUGCCUUCCGCUCAGGUUCAUGUGGCCAUUGAAGAGUCUAUAGCACUUCGGAAAGAGCGAGUGCUCUCGCAGGCUGCCAUGUCAGACUUCCAGCGAGUAAACGCCUCUCUUUUGUCCUCAUGCGAGUCUGCGUUUCUUGUUGCUCAGGAGUCGGCAAAGCAGCGGCAAGAGAAGACGGAGGCUGCGCGGCAGCGUGUUGCCGCACAAAAUCAGCGCCACGCACACCUUACAGCGGAGCGUGCCGCUUAUGAGGCUGUGCUGCGACACCGUCAGAGCAUCGAGGUGCAGAUGCAAGCAGCGGUGGCGGCGAAGGAGAAGGCUCUGCAGGCAAAGCGUGCGAUCGAAUUUCAAGAGCGCCUCCGUCUCUUUGAGGCGUACGAAGUACAGCAGGCGGCGCUGCGGCAGAAGGAGCGGGAGCUGGCGGAGCUGCAGGCUCAGGCACUGGAGGAGGAGAAAGCAGCGCGCAUGCACCGCAACGAAGAGCGGGUCAAGUACCGACGCCAGCGAGACGAACAGCGGCACUAUGAGCAGAAGAAGCACGAGCACGAACUGCUCGCGCUGAGGGCCAAGAGGCAGGAAGCGUUGCAGCGGUUCUUCGCUUCCGUCGAUAAACAAAUCGGUGUGGAGACUGACCCGCGUCGUCUCCUCAAAGCGACCACCUCGAGCGCGCAAGCGAAGCAGUACACUACGCUUGCCCAAGCCACGAGGCCGUCCAUCUCGGGCUUCUCUGACGAAGAAAUUAUGAAGGAUCCACGGGUGCGACUGUAUCAUGCGCUGCUUGCUGCCGGGCUGCACACCACUCCAUAUGGGCGAGAGAUGGCGACCCGUGGAUACCGCGUUUCUCCUGCCCAGCAGAGCAGCGAGGGAAAUCCCCUGCGAAGCGAGUUCUCGUGA